AUGGCCUACGACCCAGCUCCUAGCCAAGAGGGUCGUAAUGAGAGUCCCGUUUCACUCGAUGGUGAUAUUGGUGAUGAGUUCGUCAUAGAAUCCUUUGAUAGGGAUAUUCCGCGAGCACUUGUUACUGCUUAUAUAUGCCACCAUAAUAUACUGCCAAUAGAGAAUGAACUUAAAGACCCUACACAUAUGAAGUCAAUAGUUAGAAAGUCCCUUGCAUUAUGCUCUUCUGUCUACAUUGCUACCAGCUUUUUCGGAGUAGUCCACUUUGGGGAUCAUAAUAUGGACGAUGUGCUUGCCAAAUUUGAUGACGAUCUCGGAAUUCCAUAUAGUUUGUUGCUUGAUGAUCUGGUCAAAGUGAGCUAUGGCCUUCACCUGAUGCUUGUCUUCCCAAUUGUGUUUUUUUCCCUUCGUCUCAAUGUAGAUGGCCUUUUAUUUCCAUAUGCCAUUCCUAUUGCUUUUGAUGACAGGAGGUUUUUCUCGGUAACAGUAGCUCUUAUGGGAUUUAUACUUAUGGGAGCCAUCUGUGUUCCUUGUAUCUGGGAUGCCUUUCAGUUCACUGGUGCAACUGCUACCGUUUGUGUUGGCUUCAUCUUUCCGGCUGUAAUUUCCCUUAGGGACACCCAUGGAAUUGCAACAAAGAAUGAUAAACUAAUAUCAUGGAUAAUGAUCUUUCUUGCAGUCUCAACUAGUACAGUGGCGGUGACUAGUGACAUUUGUAGCUUUUUUUUAGUGUCGACGAAGGAAUUACAUCAUAGUAAGAUGGAUGUAUGGUAUACUUAUCUGGUUUUUGUGGUGCAUUGA
Molecule: messenger RNA, 801 nt
Organism: Hibiscus syriacus
Lineage: Eukaryota; Viridiplantae; Streptophyta; Magnoliopsida; Malvales; Malvaceae
Product: amino acid transporter AVT6B-like
Exons: 4
Coding region: 1-801 (266 amino acids)
Biological process (GO): amino acid transmembrane transport
Molecular function (GO): amino acid transmembrane transporter activity
Source: RefSeq, a predicted model, not a curated record